GACCAAGUCAGUGAGCUCAGUGUAUAUACAGAGACCCAACACUGAGUGUGUGAAGCUCUUACUGAAGAAGAGAUGAAGAUGCUGCACUUGGCUACGAUUCUGCUCACGCUGUCCGGUGUUCUCACUCAGAGCAGUGAUUGGGAUGUGAAAUAUCCUGAUAAGCCGAUUUGUGCUGUGAGAGGAUUCAGUGUCUCCAUUCCCUGUAGUUAUUCUUAUCCAACAUCAAAUCCCAAGAUUCAGGUGACACAAAUGCUUUGGUGCUCAAUGAACACAAACACAGGAAGGUGUACAGAUCCACCGUAUGUUUAUAGCAGCUCAUCAAACACCAGCUCAGACUUUGAGUACGCUGGAGACGACAAAUCAAACUGCACUUUGUUAAUCCACAAUCUACAGUUCAGUUAUUCUGGAGAGUACAGAUUCAGAUUUAUAACUAAUGUGAACGGUGGCAAAUGGACCGGUGAACCUGGAGUGAUUCUACAAGUUGCAGAUUUAAAGGUGUCACUAAUCAGGCUCAGUGGAAACGGAACCCUUAAACAAGGAGACUCGUUAAAUCUGACGUGUGAUGUGAAGUGCACACACAGUUCCUCACAGUUUGUGUGGUCUAAGAACAAUGAGCGCUUACCUGCAUCAGGACCUGUUCUUCACUUUCCUGCUCUAACCGUGAGGGAUUCUGGGAGUUACACCUGCACUUGGAAAACCAAUGUGACGUCAGGAUCUGAAACGAUCAGCCUUCAGGUCGAGGGUGAAAAUCCUGCUCAUUGGUCAAUCUGGAUCAUUGUUUUAGUGACAGCUGGAGUGAUUUUCAUCGUCUUAGCUGUUCCAGCUGUGAUUUACAACAGGAGGAGGAAAUUUAAAGCUCCAGAAGAAAACGGGAGGGAAAGUGGAGAGAAAACACAGAAAAAGCCACAGUUAAACCAAGUUUCUCAAGUUCCUGAUGAAGAAAUGAUGAACAAGGAGGAAGUGACUUACGCGUCUGUCCAAAACAAAGCAACAACAAAAGGUUCACAGGUCGCAGUGCAGCUAAACCAAGUUCCUCAGCCUGAUGAAGAAGUGUUAGAUAAAGGAGGAGUGAUUUAUGCAUCCGUGUGCAUCAAACCCAACAAACCAACCGAACGGCGAGUCCACACUGAGCAGCAGGAGCAGGACGAUUCUGUAAUCUACAGCGCUGUGAAAAAGGCCUGAUGAUGCUUUCACACCUCAUUCACCCACAGUGCAGAUGAGUUUUAUUUAGUAAUCAUCAUAAUGCCUGUGGUUUCUCCAUGCAUGUAACUCUGUAGGAUUUAAGACUUGCUAAUGUCAUAGGAAGUGUCAGUUUAUUUGCUGUAAACAUCUUGUUUGGAAGGAGAUUUAAAAUGAAUUUGUUUUUACACAUUCUUGUGAUUUUAUUAUUGUAAUUCAUGUUGUUUUUGAGUAAACAGCUUCUUUUACUUCUUAGGGUGCUUUAAGCCCUAUUCAGACAGGUUUAGUUUUACAUGUGGAGAUGGAUUUAAUUUCUCUGGGAUUUUAGUCCCGCCUGAAUCCGUCAUGUCAGAAAUUGUUUACAUACAUGCAAAUGAACGCGUCUGGAAAGGUUACGCUGUAUUUUAAAAAGAACCUGUAGAAUAAACAAGAGAAAAUAUAUUGUAUAUCCUGUGUGAAUUGAAAUGUUGAUAAAGAUUGCAUUAUAUCCUGUGGGAAAAGAGCUUUUGUGCUUUUUCUUCAGUAUAAAGACAGGAAGCAUUCCAUCUUUUCUAUUGUCUCCUGCCAAAACAGUUACUGACUUACUACUAGCCAGGGACAUUUACAUUUAUGGCAUUUGGCAGACGUCCUUAUCCAGAGCGACUUACAGAAGUGCUUUGAAGUCUCUAUCAAUAAAUACAUCCUGAUACUGGUUCACUAGGUCAUGGACUAAGAAUACCAUCAGUCUAGAAGCUCUGUUCGGGAGGUAAUAUAGUAAGAAAAGCACACAGACACCUGGCAGUUUGAAGACUGCCAGUGACUCAGCUGUUCAGACAUCUAGGGGAAGUUCAUUAAACCAUCUAGGUGCAGGACAGAGAAGAGUGUUGAUGCAGGUCUUCCUUGUACCCUGAGAGAUGGUGGGAGCAGUCGAGCAGUGCUAGAGGACUGGAGAGAGUGUAGUGCAUUGUGGGGUGUGAUAAGUGCUUUGAGGUAAGUGGGUGCUGGUCCGUUUCUGGCUUUGUAGGCAAGUGUCAGUGUUUUAAAUCUGAUGUGGGCAGCUACAGGAAGCCAGUGAAGGGAGUGUAGCAAUGGGGUGGUGUGGGAGAACUUAGCAAGGUUGAAAACCAGUCAUGCAGCUGCAUUCUGGAUCAGUUGCAGAGGUCGAAUGGCGCUCAGAGGCAGACCUGCCAGGAGCGAGUUGCAGUGGCAGGUACAGCCUGUAUACAUGUUAUAGUCAUGUGACCUCCUGAUGCGCAAGCACAACUUGUGGCCACGCCCCCUUACAACCAGCACUUACUGUAUAAUAAAGGACAAAGCAAUCCGUUUGCAUUAAAUGUAUAAGGUGUGUGUAGUAGGCUACUUUUAGUGCAACAACCAUGCGUACAUCGUGAAGACACGCCCAUCUGUGGGAUUCAUACAGAGAGCCCUGAUCCUGUGUGAUUUUGCUCAGAAUCACUACAAACAUCCUCCGACAACAUUACUUAAGUCCGCAAAACUAAUCCCAUCUGAAUACGGCUUUAGAAACAAGAUUUUCUGAUUCUGAUGUUGAUCAUUACCAUUUAAUGCAGGGAGUUUUUAAUUAUAUAAAAUCCCGGCACUGCCAAGCUGCCACUGUUGGAUUCUUGAGCAAGUUCUUUAAGCUUCAUCUGCUCUGCUCAACUGUAAGUCACUUUGGAUAAAUGUGUCUGCCAAAUGAGUAAAUGUAAACGACUGUUCGCAUCCUCAUUUUAGCAGAGUGCUUUAUCAUUUUUUCCCUAACAAAAACGUAUUUUAUGCUUUAUUUAAGCAUAAGGAAAAAAAAAAAGUUUUGCCUUUUUAUGUAUAAGGUAACAUACAUGCUGUGUGAAGUUUUUUGCUCAUGCUGCAGGAGAUUAGAUUUCUUCCUAUUUAUAAGCUGUUAUUUAUCUUUAGAUUUUGUUACUGUAAUAAUUAACACAGUAACAGUGAUGAUAAUGAUCAUGCCCACUGCUAUGUUAAUGUAUUUGCCUACUUUGAAUAAUAUAGAUAAAGGGUGUUUUUUUUUCGCUAUUACACCAGAUCCUCAAGUCUCUAGUUUGAUUUUUCAGAAAAUAAAUGUAUGAAGUUUGAGUGUAACAGCAGAGGGGAUGUAUGUUCAUGUCUUCAAAUCCCGAGAAUGUGUUGAGGUCUGCUGCAAAGAACAACAUCGCCAUCCAGUGAUGGAAACCUGAACCUCUGUACGUUUUCUCUUCAAUUACUGAGCAGUUGUAAUAAAGCAUCUGGUUAAUCAGGCUACUCUGGAUGUGAAUUCAUUCACGUCUUUUAACCAUCAUCCUCCCAAAAAAGAAAAAAAAAAAUCACACGCUUUAGAACAUAAACACAAUUUUAUUGUUCUAGAAGUUUAAUGUGAAA
Pangasianodon hypophthalmus (striped catfish) is the source of this 3528-nucleotide messenger RNA. RefSeq lists its product as uncharacterized. The record is from RefSeq and is a predicted model, not a curated record. The transcript has 8 exons. NCBI's taxonomy places the organism in Eukaryota, Metazoa, Chordata, Actinopteri, Siluriformes, Pangasiidae. Bases 73 to 1182 code for a protein of 369 amino acids.